UUCUUCAAUUGUUUAUAUAAUUCAUCGAGUCUUCACUAAUCUUAUUGCAAAAACCUCGCUAGCUAAAACCAAAUAUGAAUAAGUUUCACAUUGUUAUUCUCUUGGUGUUUGUCUUGGGAGUUUUAAGGGCUUCCGGUCUGAGUGAAAACUUUUACAAGGAUAGUUGUCGACAAGCUGAGACGCUUGUGAGGAACAUUACUUGGAGCAGAGCUCAAAAUGAUUCCAGACUGGGUGCUAAAAUACUUAGGCUUCAUUACCAUGAUUGCUUUGUCAGGGGCUGUGAUGCAUCUAUACUACUAGACACAGCGGGAACAAAUGCAGCAGCAGAGAAGGAUGCAAGGCCAAACCUGUCACUUCUAGGCUUUGAAGUAAUAGAUGAAAUCAAGUCUGAAAUCGAGAAAGUAUGCCCUCAAGUUGUUUCGUGUUCUGACAUUCUAGCCUUGGCUGCUCGUGACGCUGUCUCCUUCCCAUUUAAGAAGAAAAUGUGGGAGGUACUCACCGGGAGACGGGACGGAACGAUUUCCCUCUCAUCAGAGGUCACUGGAAACUUGCCUGGAGCUUCCUCAAACUUCACCACACUUAAGAAUAUAUUUGCAGCAAAAGGUCUCAACGUCAAUGAUCUUGUAGCAUUAUCAGGUGCUCAUACCAUUGGAGUAUCUCAUUGUGGACCAAUUACAAGAAGAUUGUAUAAUUUUACUGGCAACGGCGACACGGAUCCUUCUUUAGAUGAAUCUUACGCGGCAACUUUGAAGACGCAAUGCCCGAAUCCAGCUAGUGCUGCUAUAACUGUUGAGAUGGAUCCUCAAAGCUCUGAAUCAUUUGAUGCUCAUUAUUUCACUGCACUCAAACAACACAAGGGUUUGUUUCAGUCUGAUGCAUCACUUCUUACAGAUCCCGCUUCAGCAAAAAUAGUGGACUCACUGCUAAAACCCGACUCUUUCUUCUCUGAGUUUGGGAAAUCAAUGAAGAAUAUGGGGGAUUGAAUUGCUUACUGGAAGUGCUGGAGAGAUUAG
This is a messenger RNA of Daucus carota subsp. sativus, 1013 nucleotides long. Its product is annotated as peroxidase 24. Gene Ontology annotation, molecular function: peroxidase activity; heme binding. Gene Ontology annotation, cellular component: plasmodesma; plant-type cell wall. Lineage: Eukaryota; Viridiplantae; Streptophyta; Magnoliopsida; Apiales; Apiaceae. Gene Ontology annotation, biological process: hydrogen peroxide catabolic process; response to oxidative stress. The record is from RefSeq and is a predicted model, not a curated record.